GAGGGGGCUGCUGCUUCGCGCCCGCCUGGCUUGUUGGAAGGAAGGUCGCGCGCGUGUCCGGGGAGCCGGAGUUGCUGCGCGCCUGCCUUGCGCGCCGGGCGGCUGCUGCCCGGAGCUGAGCGCAGCCGCUCCCGGCGGCAGUCUCGUGCCAGGGGAGCCGGGCUCUGUGUGUGUGUGUGUGUGUGUGUGUGUGUGUGAGUGUGUGAGAGAGAGAGUGACAAAGGGUUCGAGCGGGCAGCGCAAGAAGGGGACCGACUCUGUGUCGCCGGCUCCUCCGUCGGGGGAGCGGGGGAGCAGCUCCUGGAGCCUCCCGCGGGAGAAAGCGCUGCUGGCGGAUGGGGGCGUGUGGAAGGGGCGCCCCCCCCCGACUUGCGCCUCGCGUGUGUGUGUGUGUCUGUGGGAGAGUCUCGAUGCCCGGGCGCGGCGGAGGAGCAGAGGCACGGGCAGAGGGGCGAGCGACGCGGCGGGGCUUGCGCCGGCACCAGUGGAGCGGGGAGUUGGGGGCUCCUCCUCGGGGCUGCCUUGCUCCCACCUGGGGGACCUCCCUGCCCCCCGCCCGCCCGCCCGCCCGCCCGCUUUAUUCUCAGAAGGAGAAAUAAAGGAGAAUAAACAAACCCAAUAAAAGGACUGUGGCUGAGCCGUGGAGGGGGGGGGGAACGCGUGUUCCCGGGGACGGGCAGUGCUUCGUUCGGGCCAGAGGAGCACCUCUUUCGGCGGGUCUGCGUCCCUCCCGCUCCUCCGGCUGGAAACUGCGCCUCGCGCGGCUCUUGCGGGUGAGGUCGGCGCUUCUGGACCUCGUGGAGGAGCUCCUCGCGUGUAAAACUCGCCGCCGCCGCCGCCUCCUCUCGCCCUCCCCGCGCGCGCAACAAGCGUCGUCCUCCCGCAAAGUAAUAAGAAGAAAGCCCCCCCCCCCGCCGCGCGCGCGCUCCAAGUCGCGAUCGCUUCCUCGCUCCGGUUCUUACUGGGCACACGAUGCGCGGAGCGAGGAAAUCCGACCCACCAAGAAGCCAGCUCCAGACCGUGCGGCAGAAAGACUCCCUCAUGCCUAGACCCCGGGAGCAUUAUGGAUUUGACUAAGAUGGGUCUGAUACAGCUCCAGAACCCCAGCCAUGCCACGGGGCUCCUGCAGAAAGCAAACCAGAUGCGCCUGGCAGGGACCUUGUGUGACGUGGUGAUCCUGGUGGACAGCCAAGAGUUCCACGCCCACCGGACUGUGUUGGCUUGCACUAGCAAGAUGUUUGAAAUCCUGUUCCACCGCAACAGCCAGCAUUACACCUUGGACUUCCUCUCGCCAAAGACCUUCCAGCAGAUCCUGGAGUACGCCUACACGGCCACCUUGCAGGCCAAAGUAGAAGACCUGGAUGACCUCCUCUAUGCGGCUGAAAUCCUCGAGAUCGAGUACCUGGAGGAGCAGUGCCUGAAGAUCCUGGAGACCAUCCAGGCAUCGGAAGACAACGAUGCCGAAGUCAACAUGGCCGACGGCAGCACUGAAGAGGAGGAAGACCGGAAGUCCAAAUACAUCAAGAACAUCCUCAUCUCUAAGCAUUCCAGUGAAGAAAGCGGCUACUCCAGCCUGGCCAGCCAGAGCCUCACGGGGACAAUGGUGGAACAGAGCCCCUCUGUGUCCACCUCCUUUGGACUCUCUGCCAUGAGCCCCACCAAGACUGCCGUCGAUAGCCUGAUGAGCAUUGGACAGUCGUUGCUGCAAGGUGCCCUGCAGCAGAGCGCCCCCGAGGACCCGCUCUCGGCCAGCAGCCGCCACCCGAGCGCCCCUGAGGUGAAGACGGAAGCCAUGCAGGUGGAGGAGGCCUCCAGCCACGAGAGCCCCCGGGCGGCCGACCUGAGCACUUCUCUUGGGGACAAAGCGGAUGACAAGGGCAAGCAAGGCCCCGGCACCCCGACCCGCAGCAGCGUCAUCACAAGUGCCCGGGAGCUUCAUUACACCCGGGAUGAUAACACAGAGCAGCCUUCCGAAGGGGUCCAAGGAGCACCAGUUGGACCCGAGCUGCUGGUUUCUCACGGCGAGAAGCCGAUGGGCAUCUAUUCUAUGAUUCCCAACCACAAAAGUGACUCCAUGCUCAGCCUCCCCUCCUCCAUGGCACCUGCGCUGCACGUGCAGCCGGCUCUUGCGGUGUCCAUGGACUUCAGCGCCUACGGGGGGCUCCUUCCCCAAGGCUUCAUCCAGAGAGAACUGUUCAGCAAGCUCGGGGAACUGGCUGUGGGUAUAAAAACCGAAAACCGAGCCAUGGGUGAACAGUGCAGCGUCUGUGGGGUAGAACUGCCGGACAACGAAGCCGUUGAACAACACAGGAAACUGCACAGUGGAAUGAAGACGUACGGGUGUGAAUUGUGCGGGAAACGGUUCCUUGAUAGCUUGCGCCUUAGGAUGCACUUACUGGCUCAUUCAGCAGGUGCGAAAGCUUUUGUGUGUGACCACUGUGGUGCACAGUUCUCAAAAGACGAUGCCCUGGAGACUCACAGGCAGACACACACUGGCUCCGACAUGGCUGUCUUCUGCCUGCUCUGCGGGAAGCGCUUCCAGACGCAGACGGCCUUGCAGCAGCACAUGGAAGUCCAUGCCGGGGUGCGCAGCUACAUCUGCAGUGAGUGCAACCGCACCUUCCCCAGCCACACAGCCCUCAAGAGGCACCUGCGCUCCCAUACAGGUGACCACCCAUACGAGUGCGAAUUCUGUGGCAGCUGCUUCCGGGACGAGAGCACCCUGAAGGGCCACAAGCGCAUCCACACUGGAGAGAAACCCUAUGAGUGCAACGGCUGCGGCAAGAAGUUCAGCCUCAAGCACCAGCUGGAGACCCACUACCGCGUCCACACAGGCGAGAAGCCCUUUGAGUGCAAGCUUUGCCACCAGCGGUCCCGAGACUACUCUGCCAUGAUCAAGCACCUCAGGACCCACAACGGCGCUUCUCCCUACCAGUGCACAAUCUGCCUGGAGUACUGCCCCAGUCUCUCCGCCAUGCAGAAGCACAUGAAGGGCCACAAGCCGGAAGAGAUCCCCACCGACUGGAGGAUAGAGAAGACCUAUCUGUACCUUUGCUAUGUCUGAAGGGACAAAGGAGGGCGGAUGCAGCUGGGAAGGGCUGGGCCACAGCAACCCCCUGAAUCAUGUCUGGCCUUCUCUCCUCCUCCUCCUCCUCCUGCUCCUCCUGCUCCUGCUCCCUCCUCUUCUCUUUCUGUUCCGUUCCUGUUUGCUAUGGGUUUCCUUGUCUCCUUUCUGGCUUGCCUGGCCCUGGGAGGAAAGGAGGCAACACCUCUUGGGUUCUCGGGCCCAACCCAAGGGGAGAGAAACCUAUUGAAACCAAGCCCAAGGCACCUGCUA
Messenger RNA from Hemicordylus capensis (graceful crag lizard), 3337 nucleotides. It is a transcript of the gene ZBTB16, whose product is annotated as zinc finger and BTB domain containing 16. The coding region runs from base 1064 to 3064 and encodes 666 amino acids. Lineage: Eukaryota; Metazoa; Chordata; Lepidosauria; Squamata; Cordylidae. Gene Ontology annotation, molecular function: DNA-binding transcription factor activity, RNA polymerase II-specific; RNA polymerase II cis-regulatory region sequence-specific DNA binding; protein binding. The transcript has 7 exons. Gene Ontology annotation, biological process: regulation of transcription by RNA polymerase II. The record is from RefSeq and is a predicted model, not a curated record.